Linum trigynum is the source of this 5886-nucleotide messenger RNA. Lineage: Eukaryota; Viridiplantae; Streptophyta; Magnoliopsida; Malpighiales; Linaceae. The record is from the annotation of a GenBank genome assembly.
AUGUCCCCGUGGAACAUACCGCAGUGGGCGAGGAAGAAGCUGCUUCAGUUUAUGUUGAAGAAGAAACUAGGGCAGCUGAUUUUGGGGGAUAUUGAUCUUCAUCAGCUUGAGCUCGGGCAAGGCGCUAUCCAGCUAAAGGACCUCGCCCUUAACGUUGAUUAUCUCAAUGAGCAGUGGGGUGCCCAGUCGUCUGUGAUUAUAAAGGAAGGAUCAAUAGGCUCUCUUUCUGUUAAAUUGUGCCGGAAGGAUAAUGGUUUCGAGAUUGAGAUUGAAGUGGACGAGCUUGAGCUUGUGCUUGGACAAUGUUUAGAGAAUGAAACAUCUACCUAUGGUGAUAAAUGUCGUUCGACUCAAGAUAAAAUAUCCUUGAUGCAUGGUGAGCCUGGAAAACUAGGUAAUGAUUUGGACCCGGUAGCAAAAUCCGGUUCUGCUGACAUCCAUGAAGGUGUAAAGACGAUCGCGAAAAUGGUUACAUGGUUAUUGACCAGCUUCCAUGUUCAGAUAAAAAACUUGCUGGUUGCAUUUGAACCUUACAAGGAAAAGUAUGAUAAGGAAGUAGGCUGCCGCAAAAUCUUGGUCUUACGCGUAGCUGAAGUGGAAUUUGGGAGGGGUGAUUCUGAAGAUGGUUCUUCAACUUCUAAUGGAGCCACUGACGACUUCCUAGGAAUCAGUCAGCUAGCAUACUUCCUAAAAUUUCAAGGAGCGGUACUUGAACUUCUGGAGAUGGGUGAUGCCAAUAGUGAAUCUGAACCACUAUCAGUUUCAGUUUUUGGUGAGGUGAUGUCGUCAGACUUUACCUCAAAUCAGUCAAUUCCGAUCAUGUUGGGUAAUGAGGACGGAUUUUCUGGGAAAUUGAAGUUGAGUAUCCCCUGGAAUAAUGGUUCCCCAGAUCUCCGCAAAGUGGAUGCUGAUGUUCGUAUUGAUCCUGUGGAAUUAAGGCUUAGGCCUGGUACACUCAAAUGGUUUCUUCAUGCAUGGGAGAGUUUUAAGACCUUGAACAAGGAUUGUGUUCCCAAUACGCAGUUCAAGUCUACGGACUCUGUUUACUUCAAUUCAGCUUCUCAUUUUUAUUCAUCAACACGAAGUUCUGCUUUCAUUCCAGCCGAAAAGUUGCUUUCAGCUUCAGGAAGUUCUUCAUUAGGACAACAGUCAUUCAGUGAUUCUGUUCUUCCUGGAUCGCAUCUUAUACCUGACUGGAUGCCAAAAUCUGUUACAGAUGGUGUGCAAGAUCUUGACCUUGGGGCAAGUGUGGACCAGUUUUUUGAGUGUUUUGAUGGACUUAGAAAUUCACAGUCAGCUUUGGGGAGUAGUGGGAUGUGGGGCUGGACAUGCUCGGUAUUUGGUGCUUUAACUGCUGCUUCUAGCCUUGCUUCUGGUUCUUUCCUCGUUACAUCUGAGAAGCAGCAUAUACAGACCAAUCUCAGAGUCUGUUGGACGGGAAUUUCAAUUAGUUUGUUCUUCCAAGAUGAAGACGAACAAUAUUGCUGUGAAUCAAACAGUGAUCGAAGUGAUAGUGCUUCUGAUGUUCAUCAUGUGACUGCUGAAUGCAAAGAUAUUUCUUUUGUUGUGCAGGUAAGUCCUCAACAAAUGAGAAUUGAUGGCACUGUGAGAUGUAUCGAGGUAGCUGAGAUUUCAGACAAUGGAAAAGAUGGCAGACACGUGGAUGGGUCUUCUAAUGAUGGGCAUGAUCAGACUCUUCGGAUUCAAAAACUACAAGCUGCUUUACAUGGUGCUCUCCCUCAUAUUGGCCCGCCGGAAAAUGCUGCGAAUUCAGAUGAUUGGAAUAUACUUGAUGGUUCAGAUAUUCCCCCUGGAAAAACAAAAAUCAAAUUGCUCAGUACAUCUGGCAUCACUCAUUGCCAAUAUGUUGUGAAUUCAGAUCCAUCCAGUCGUGAUGCAAAAAUGCCAGCAGCAUUUUCAUUGACUCUCCCACACUUCACGUUUUGGGUGAACUUGAUAUCAAUAAAGACGUUAAUGGAUCUUGUGAAGGAUGUCGGAAGCGUUGCUAAUACCAGUCACCAGAAUGAUGGAUUAAAAUCUGCGCAUGAGAAACGUGGCUCUUCAGUUCAUGAAUCGAAAAGAACUGUCGGUGCAUCUUCCUCGGCUCAAAACUGGCAAGGUAAUAUCUCCAUUACCAGUGCCCGGAUAAUACUCUGUUUUCCGUUAGAGGUGGACAAAGGAAUCCAAAGCCGCUGUUCCUGGGAUCAAUUUAUUGCUAUUGAUUUGUCUUCACCAUCUGUUAUGGAUGAGUGGAAAGAUCAGGGUCAUGGUCGUGUAGCUGAUUCCAACUCAUGGAAAAGAUAUAUUUCAAGGCCUGCAUGGUCUGUGCACGUGUCUGUUGGUGAUCUUGGGAUUUAUCUGGUCAAUCAGAAUGAUUCUGUAACUAUGCCCCGCAAGAAAUUUUUCGUACAGAAGGUAUUAUCUCUCAGCAAUAGAGCUGGGUGUCUUUCAAAAAUCAGCUUAUUAUGUCAAGAUAGUGUUCUAACUGGUCCUUGGGUUACUGAGAGGGCCAAGUCCAUGGCUACCUCAGAAGAGUCCAGGAUGAGAGAAAACUCUGUAGCUAGAGGUCACGAAUUUGCCACCGUAACUGCUGUGAAAGACAUGGAGGAUAUGAAUUCUCGAACUCGAAGGGACAUAAUACUGACUUCUGCUGUUUUUCUGCAUGUUCAUCUACCCCCUUGCAUUGUUGAUUUGGACAGUUCUCAGUAUCAUACUCUAGUUCAUCUUAUUGGUCAGAUGGUAAAUACCCUAUCACAGGGAGCCUGUGAAGCAAUUAAUCUCGAGGAAAAACCAUCCGUGUCUCAGGCAGCAGUCCUAGUAGAGUGUGACUCUCUAGAAGUUUCAAUUAGACUAGAUGCAAGGGAGGAAACAUCAAGUUCCUUACAAAGUGAACUUCCUGGAUCAUGGCUAUAUUUCAAGCUGAAAAUUCGGAAAGUCGAGUUUAUGUCUGUCUCCAAUAUUGGUGGCAUGAAAGAUGCUAAUUUGUUGUGGGUAACCCAUAGAGAAGGUAAACUGUGGGGUUCUGUCACCAAGGUUCCAGGCAAGCUGUUUGUUCUGAUUUCUUGUAGUAACUCUUCCCGGAAACGUGGGGAUGGAAGCGGUUCAAAUGCAUUAUCUUCACGGUGGGCUGGUUCUGAUAUUGUCCACCUAUGUGAUCCAGGGGAUUUGCAUUCAAUUACAUCCAUUACCAUCAGAUGUGCAACCAUUGUGGCAGUUGGUGGACGGUUGGACUGGCUUGAUUCAAUAAUCUCCUUCUUCACUUUGCCCUCUCCUGAAGUUGUGAAAGCAGAUCAUGAAAAUCAGCAGAAGGCUCUCCAUGCCUCGCAUCGAGUGUCUUUCCUUCUUAAGUUGGUUGAUGUUGGUUUAAGUUAUGAGCCCUAUUUGAAGAGUUCAGUAUCAGUGGUUCACAGUUCUAUUUCCAGUUCAUCAAAUGCAAAAGAGGAUACUGUUGGGCCAUAUUUUGCUUGUCUACUAGCUGCUUCUUCUUUGACAAUUUCCAGUACUGCUUUGGAAGAUUCUGUGGACAAAGAUUAUAAAAUAAGAGCACAAGAUCUAGGAUUCCUUCUUUCUAAGGCACUGCAAAAUCCUGGUGCUAUCUACAGUGUGGAUUAUCUUCGUGAGAUGGGAUAUGUUAAAGUUUCUCAAGAAGCGCUUGUAGAAGCCAUUUUGAGAACUAACUGCGAGAAUGGUCUUCAAUGGGAGUUAGAGUGUUCAAAGCUCCAUAUCUGGAUGAACACUUGCCAUGAUACUACUUCAGGCCUGACUCGACUGGCUAGUCAACUGCAGCAACUUUUUGCUCCUGAUUUGGAGGAAUCAGUUGUGCACUUGCAGGCUAGGUGGAAUAAUUUUUGUGUGGACCAAGAGAAGAAUAAGUUCAAUGAGGAAGGUAGGGCUGAAACUCGAGAUUCUACCUUACCAACUUCUGAGGUGCUUACACCUAGUGCUUUCACCAAGAAUGAAGCCUUGGCAGUUGGUUUGAUGGAUGAGAUAUGUGAAGAUGCAUUUUGCUUGGAUGGAGAACAGGACUGUCAACAUGGUUCCAGUGGAUCAAAUUGUCAGUUGCCACCUGGUGAAAGCUUCAUUGCACAGCGUUAUGGAACUGGUGCUGAAGCUAACGAUACUUGCUUGGAAGGUGCAUCUGGUGAUUGUUCCGUGUCUCUAGUAGGGGCAGAUAGUACGGAAGGAUCAUUUUUGGUGAAUGGUUCUUUACCAGAAUUUAUAGAAAGCUAUUGCAUAUCUGACUUGCGCCCUUUGUCUGGGUUGUCAAUUGGCUGCCAAUCUUCAUCUGAGCAUUUCGGCGACAGGGAUCUUGCACGGGGAAAUAGUGGAUGGUAUGGGGAGGUUCCCUUAAGCAUUGUCGAGGACCACAUUUCUGAUGUUAGUGGGAGUGGUAGCUUGAACCAGUCUCUUGAUGACAGGUUUCCUGGGAGUGCCUCUUCAAUGUCUGAUGAAUCUGUAAAAGCUAUAGGACGUUUACUUCUCAAGGAUAUUAAUGUGAGCUGGAAAAUGUAUGCUGGUACUGACUGGGGUGCGUACAGUAUGAAUGAUGACCCUUCUAAACGUAAUUGUGGAAGGGACACAACUACUUGUCUAGAGGUUUCAUUAUGUGGGGUGGAGCUGCAAUAUGAUUUGUUCCCACUGAGGGGACUUUGUGCAUCUAAGAUGUCACUUUCCAUUCAGGACUUCUAUCUUUAUGACAAGAGCAAAAAUGCACCUUGGAGACUGAUGCUUGGAUAUUACUAUUCGAAAGAUCAUCCUAGGACAUCAUCUGCUAAAGCAUUCAGGUUGGACUUGGAAGCUGUAAGACCAGAUCCACUGAUACCUUUAGAAGAAUACAGGUUACAAAUCUCACUCCUUCCAAUACGAGUGCAUCUUCAUCAAAGCCAGCUGGAUUUUCUUAUUAGCUAUUUUGGUCCCAAAGGAUUUUCGGCUGAUCUGUCUUCGGAUAGUCAACAAAAUUCAGGUUCUGUCGAAUCAUUACCAAUUAGUGGUGCCGACCUUGCUGGUCAUUCCAUUGCACCAGAGGCAUUUCUUCCUUAUUUUCAGAAAUUUGAUAUAUGCCCUAUUCUUCUACGGGUCGAUUACACACCCAGUCGUGUUGAUUUAGCAGCAUUAGGAGGUGGGAAGUAUGUGGAACUUGUGAACCUUGUCCCCUGGAAGGGUGUUGAACUUGAGCUCAAACAUGUCCAUGCAUUUGGAGUCUAUGGUUGGGGCAACAUAUGUGAAACAAUUUUGGGGGAAUGGCUUGAAGAUAUUUCGCAAAAUCAGGUACGCAAAAUCUUGCGAGGUCUUCCUACGAUACGAUCCUUAGUUGCUGUUGGCUCUGGGGCUGCAAAGCUUGUGUCCCUGCCAGUUGAGAGCUAUAAGAAAGAUCAACGAGUAGUGAAGGGAAUGCAAAGAGGUACAGUUGCAUUUCUUAGAAGUAUAUCGCUUGAAGCUGUUGGACUUGGAGUGCAUUUGGCUGCAGGAGCCCAUGAUAUCUUACUCCAAGCCGAGUACAUCCUCACGGCUGUUCCUUCUCGUCAGGUAUCGUCAUCGUCUUCCACCGCACAGGGUAAAAAGAAGUCGAAUGUACGAAGCAAUCAGCCAAAAGAUGCCCAGGAAGGAAUGCAACAGGCAUAUUCGAACCUAAGUGAUGGCCUGGGGAAAUCGGCUUCUGCAUUAGUUCGAACACCGUUGAAAAAAUACCAAUACGGGGCCAGUGCUGGGUCUGCCUUGGCCACUGCAGUACGGGGAAUUCCUGCUGCUGCUAUAGCUCCUGUCUCUGCUUGUGCAAGUGCUGCGCAUUCUGCUCUUCUCGGCCUUAGAAAUAGCCUCGACCCUGAGCACAAGAAAGAAUCAAUGGAGAAAUAUCUAGGACCAACUCAGACACACAACAGAGAUUGA